Messenger RNA from Malaya genurostris, 1371 nucleotides. RefSeq names its product structure-specific endonuclease subunit SLX1 homolog (gene slx1). Gene Ontology annotation, biological process: double-strand break repair via homologous recombination. Bases 109 to 1185 code for a protein of 358 amino acids. NCBI's taxonomy places the organism in Eukaryota, Metazoa, Arthropoda, Insecta, Diptera, Culicidae. Gene Ontology annotation, cellular component: Slx1-Slx4 complex. The transcript is spliced from 4 exons. The record is from RefSeq and is a predicted model, not a curated record. Gene Ontology annotation, molecular function: 5'-flap endonuclease activity; crossover junction DNA endonuclease activity.
UCGGUGAGUUCACAUAAGUGUUCAACAACACAAGUCGAGCAGUGAUUAAUUUUAAAAUACCAGUUUACUUGACCUCGUGAUUGUUGAGAUGCCUAGUUGUUUGAUAUCAUGAAUGCAGUGCAAGAGAUAGAAGAUUUCUAUGGUGUGUAUUUACUGGUUAGUAAAAGUUCUAAUCCGAAGUUUGUUGGACGCACCUAUAUCGGCUAUACCGUUGAUCCCAACCGAAGAAUUAAGCAGCACAACAAGGGUCAGGAUGGUGGAGGAGCCAAAAGAACAUCCAACCGCGGUCCUUGGGUCAUGGUAAUGAUAGUUCACGGUUUUCCGAAUAACAUAUCUGCUUUGAGGUUCGAAUGGGCUUGGCAGCAACCCAAAGUUUCCAGGCGGUUAAAACAGAUUCCUGAGCUGCAAAAGAAACAACGCAAAGAAAGCGACUUUGAGUACAAUUUUCGCAUUCUAACAGAGAUGUUACGAAUCGGGCCGUGGAAUCGUCUUCCGCUUACAGUGCGUUGGUUAGCAGAAGAGUUCCAUAGAGAAUUUGAGGUUGGGAAGUCACCACCCAUGCAUAUGCCAAUUUGCUUUGGACGUGUCAAAAAAGUGCCUAAACAUAGUAAAGUUACCAGCAAUGGUAGACAACCUAGGAAGGAUAAAAAAGUUGACGGCGCGCAGACUGUUGGUAAUAAUAAGAAAGUUACCGUUGAUUAUGAUGUUGAUGUGGAUGAGUAUGAUUUGAUCGUAAUGAAUGCAGAGGAAAAGAGGGAACAAAUUAGCAAUAUUUGUGUAUCAAGAGCAACGCAGUUGGAUUCGGUUGGUGGUGACAUAACAGUCAUUUCGGAUGAUGAGAAAAACGAUGAUCAACCAACAGCCGAUACAGAGAAAACCCAAUCGAUCUCUAAUUGUAUGAUAUGUUGCAAAUUGAUUCGUUCUGGUCUUGAUGGGAACGAUUUCUCAAUACGCUGUAUACGUCCUUGUUGUAAGUUUACUAGUCACAUUGAAUGCUUGGCAGGCCGCUGUUUGGAGCCUGGUCAGUAUGUACCCGUCGAGGGCAGCUGCCCUAUCUGCGAUUGUCACUUUUUGUGGGGGGAUUUAAUCAGGAAGGCUAAUGGGUGUAGUGAUUUAGUUAGUGAUAUGGACAGCACAGACGUGUUUGAGGUGGAGGAUGUCUCGGAAAGUGAUGGGGAGCAAUGAUUAACUAGAGGUAGUACAAUUUAAGUGCUGUGAAUGAGUUUAUAUUCGAUGUAGUGUUUGUUAUGUAGAAUAGUAAAUAUUAACACUAUUUUCUUUGGUAAAUGAACGGACAAAAAGAAAUAACCCUUUUCCCCCAACUCAAGAAAUUAUUAGGGGAGACCGGGGCUAGACCGGCACAGGGUUAAA